ACCAGUGAAACAUCAACUCCAGUAUCUUUCUCAAAAUCCUAUCGAAGAGAGCUAAGCUGAUUUAAAAACAAUUUGAUGAUUAUGAUUGAUCGCCAUCUUCAACCACUUUCACCACCAAACUCUCAAUCACUCUUCUUCUUCUUCUUCUUCUUCAAGCAACCAACACCAAAACACACCCUCCACAUCGUACCUCACUCCACGUUUGCUCCUCUUCACCUCUGCUUCGAUUCCUACCAUGAGACCUUUCGUAGGGCUUUACAUCCUCUGUCUCCUUAUCAGCCAAGAUCUACCCUUUCUAGCUGCAGAUGACGUCAAUGCCAUAAACGACUCUACUCAGAAUCUCUGUUUUGCUAGUCGAUUAUCUGAUUUUCUCCCACCACCGUACAGCAACAUCUCCGAUAACAUGCCAUGUACUCCUCUUUGGAACACGUUCGUCUUACGGUACUCAGAAAGCAGAGACAAUGUGAUGACGAUCAUAGUAUCAGCUUUAUACACAACCGGAUGGGUUGGGAUAGGAUUCUCGAAAGAUGGAAGAAUGGUUGGAUCAAGCGCGAUGAUCGGGUGGAUUUCGAAAAAGGGUCACGCCAAAAUCAAACAAUACUAUCUCCAAGGAACGGAGAGAGACCAAGUUGUGCCGGAUCAAGGAGAAUUGCAACUACAAAAAGUGCCUCCUGUGGUGGCUCUUCACGGAGCAAUGAUUUAUUUAGCUUUUCAGGUGAAGUUCGUCGUUAGAGUUCCUCGUAGAGCCGUCAUUCUAGCGUUUAGCACCGCUUAUCCUUCCAAGCUAGGCCGUUUGACUAAGCACGAUGAUAAAACUACAGUCAUCGUCGAUUUCUCCAAAGCGAGUGGAGCAAGCUCUAUAACGACGACGACUUCUACGGAGAAGACAAAACAUGGAGUAAUGGCGAUACUCGGAUGGGGUUUUUUGCUUCCCGUAGGGGCAAUCUUGGCGAGAUAUCUUAGACAUAAAGACCCUCUUUGGUACUAUCUUCAUAUCUGUUUACAAUUCACGGGGUUUAUCUUCGGUUUAGCCGCUGUUAUUCUUGGGAUUCAGCUUUACAAUAGGAUCCAUCCGAAUAUACCUGCACAUCGAGGCAUUGGGAUCUUUCUUCUAGUCCUUAGCAUUCUUCAGGUUUUGGCUUUCUUUGCACGGCCACAGAAAGAGACAAAGUUGAGGAGAUAUUGGAAUUGGUAUCAUCAUUGGAUUGGGAGAAUCUCUCUCUUUUUUGGAGCAGUGAACAUUGUUCUUGGGAUCCGAAUGGCGAAUAACGGAGGAGGAGAUGGAUGGAAAAUUGGAUAUGGAUUUGUGUUGUCAUUGACGUUACUUGCUUUUGUUGUUCUUGAAAUAUUAAGGAUCCGUGGCUCCAUUGGUUCUCCAUCUUCUCACACCUCUCCCUCUUUUGAGGCACAUCCAAGUUCUUCUACUAGUGUCUGAUUCAAUAUCAUCUGUUUUUGUCAUUGAUUUGUUUCUUGUACAUAUAUAAAGGCACUUUUUUUUUUUUUGUUCUUAUUAUUUUCUUGGCUAAAGUCAUUGCAUUUUAUAGUCGAUAA
Messenger RNA from Camelina sativa (false flax), 1551 nucleotides. RefSeq names its product cytochrome b561 and DOMON domain-containing protein At3g61750-like. The record is from RefSeq and is a predicted model, not a curated record. Lineage: Eukaryota; Viridiplantae; Streptophyta; Magnoliopsida; Brassicales; Brassicaceae.